Egretta garzetta (little egret) is the source of this 2216-nucleotide messenger RNA. It is a transcript of the gene NT5C1A, whose product is annotated as 5'-nucleotidase, cytosolic IA. Gene Ontology annotation, molecular function: nucleotide binding; 5'-nucleotidase activity; magnesium ion binding. NCBI's taxonomy places the organism in Eukaryota, Metazoa, Chordata, Aves, Pelecaniformes, Ardeidae. The annotation marks the transcript as partial. The transcript has 6 exons. Gene Ontology annotation, cellular component: cytoplasm; cytosol. Gene Ontology annotation, biological process: adenosine metabolic process; nucleotide metabolic process. The record is from RefSeq and is a predicted model, not a curated record.
GAUAACCUCGCCCCCAAGAAGAAGCCCAAAUCGCCGAAGCCCGAGAACGCCAUCACCAUCGCGGUGUCGUCGCGGGCACUUUUCCGCAUGGAGGAAGAGCAGAAGAUUUACAACGAGCAAGGGGUGGAGGCCUAUGUGAAAUACCAGCUGGACCAUGAGAACGAGCCCUUCCUCCCUGGGGCUGCCUUCCCCUUUGUCAAGGCGCUGGAAGCGGUGAACACGCAGCUGCGUGAGCUCUACCCCGACAGCGAGGAGCUCUUCGACAUCGUCCUCAUGACCAACAACCAUGCCCAGGUUGGGGUUCGCUUGAUCAACAGCAUCAACCACUACGAUCUGUUCAUCGAGAGGUUCUGCAUGACGGGAGGGAACAGCCCCAUCUGUUACCUCAAGGCCUAUCACACCAACCUCUACCUCUCCUCCGACGCCGAGAAAGUGAGUGGGGCCAUUGAAGAGGGGAUCGCUGCAGCCACCAUCUUCAGCCCCAGCAAAGACCUGGAGGUGUCAGAGAACCAGCUGCGGGUGGCAUUUGAUGGUGAUGCCGUGCUCUUCUCUGACGAGUCGGAGCAGAUCGUGAAGGCUCACGGCUUGGACAUGUUCUUUGAGCAUGAAAAGGCUCACGAGAACAAGCCUCUGGCACAGGGACCCCUGAAGGGCUUCCUGGAGGCCCUGGGGAAGCUGCAGAAGAAGUUCUAUUCCAAGGGGCUGAGGAUGGAGUGUCCCAUUCGCACCUACCUGGUCACUGCCAGGAGCGCAGCCAGCUCGGGAGCCCGGGCCCUAAAGACUCUGCGCAGCUGGGGCCUGGAGACGGAUGAAGCUUUAUUUCUGGCCGGGGCUCCCAAGGGGCCACUGCUGAAGAAGAUCCGUCCUCACAUCUUCUUCGAUGACCAGAUGUUCCACGUGGAGGGAGCCAAGGAGAUGGGCACUGUCGCUGCCCACGUCCCCUAUGGUGUCGCCCAGAAGCACAAGCGGCCAGAACAGGAGAAGCAAACCCCGAACAGCAAGUAGCAGAGCUGGGCUGGUCCUGCGGCCCCCGGCGUGCGGCACAGACUUCACCCCGUGUGCCACGCUCUGACCUCGGUGGUGGUCUGCAAGGCAGAGCGCGUUUGCCGUGGCGAGCGCGAGGUUAUUCCCCAGCGGGAGCCUUGUCGGGGCACGGAUGGAGGAGGCGGCUGACAAAAGGCUUCCUUUUGCCUCUGUAUUCGUUGCAGUGUCGUGGCGUUGUCCCCAUUCCUCGCGGGGCCGGAGGCUCCCCUGUGCUGGGCAGCCCCACGAGCCGUUUCCGUGUUCAUCCGUGCUCUGCGCUUGCUUCUGGCAAAAUCCCUCGAGGAUGGAUCUCGCCUUUUGUGGACUGUUUGUGCCAGGCAGGUUUAACCUAUUGGCGUUUCUUUAAAACCCCAGGUAAUUCCCAAAGCCUUUGAUUUACAAAGCAAACGUGCAGGCUGAACUGUUGAACGGGAAAGUUGGGAGCACGCAAAAACCCUUCUUGCAGCUUUGAAACAAAAUGUUGACCCUUCUAAGUAAAAUUAAACCAUAAUAUUUUUCCUUCACAGACCCAGCCCCCUGCUCCCCAACCAGAAAAAUCUUUCAUGUCUGUCCCUUCACCAAGAUUUUGUCAGUUGAACAGCUUUCCUUUCAUGCACUACAAUUUGGGAAAAUAGAAACAAACGUUUAUAUAUGCUAAAAAAAAAAAAAAUAAUCCUGUUUCCUGCUUGGAGCUUUGGGCUAGCGUAUUGUUGGCCUAGGUUUUUAACUCUGGGUUUCACAGUUGCAUGAGUUAGCACUUAAAAAUAAUAAUCUCGGUGAGAUGGCCAAAGCCCAACUCUUGGGUGAGCCGCCCGGGGUCUGCAGACACAUGCCUAGGGCCUGAAUUAAGUUAAAAGCAGGCCCUGAUCUAUUAGGGACAUCAUUUGAAGUCCAUUUAAGUAAAGCUGCAGAGAAUUUCAGCCUGGGGGGUUUAAUUAAAGGAUUUUUUCCCCCUUUCUAGGCUGAGCCCAUAUGAGUUGAUAAUCUUUUUCUCCUCUGCUUCUUAAAACCUCUGGUGUUUCCUAAAAUAGACACCUCUGCUAGUGAUGCUGGGAGAGAGAACCAAAUCCCUGGUUAAAAAACAGGAAGAGAUAUCCAUUGGAGAGCUGCUCCGAAACCGGUGUGAAAAUCACACUGAUGUUGCUGCACAAAGCUCUGUCCCAGAGGACGCUCUCUGGAGAAACAUUUCAAGA